AUGGAUAAUAAACAGCAAUCUAAAACGUCAUUCAUAGAAUCAACUGUUGCGGCCGCCAAGGCUGCUCUUGAAAAAGCUAAAAGAGGACGUAAAGGGUAUAAUCCUGAUGAUGUCGAUCUUAAAAAACAUAAUUAUGAUUCAAAAUCCAACGCUCAAAUAACAAAUAGUAAACCUUUCACGAACAUUUUAAGCUUGAAGGUUGAUUCUUUGGGUAGGCCCAUUGACGAUGAUGGUAAGGUCAUUGAGCUUAAGCCUAAAAUGCAGUGUACCCUUAAAAUCAACCAAAAUAUGCAAGAUGAACGGGUAAAUAAGGUAGAAGAAAGGGUGAUUAAGAAGCAACCUGAAAAGAAACCAGAACGAGUUCAGGGAUGGCACGAUCCUACAAUUAUAGAAAAGAAAAAAAAUCGAAAAAUGGCAUUUUGUUUCGUUGAAAAGGAUAAAUAUGUUAAAUUAGAGCGGCAAAUGCAAAGGGAAAUUGAAGAUAAGACUUUGUGUUCCGAUAUGAAGAAGCUUGUUCACCAAAAGAAGAAGUAUCUAGAGAUACAGGAGAGAAGAUUGAAGGAAAUGCUUGAAUCUAAGAAUAAAUCUAAGCCAGAUGCUAUUGAAGAAGAAAAGAAAAUAGAUAUUGGUAAUGAUCCAAACAUUAUGCCAACUUGUGAAGAAGAGGUUAAAUCAUGGGAGGAAGACCCUGAAGUUGAAUGGUGGGAUUUGGCUAUAUUAAAAAAAUACGAGUCAACCGAAUCCAGAGACCCUAACUACCAACCAUAUCUACCAUUGUUAUCAAAUUACUACAUAAAUGAGAAAAAAAUCACCUACUAUAUCAGUCACCCUAGUCCUCUAAAAUCUGAAGAAUUCAAAUCUCACAAUAUACCAAAUAUAUAUUUGACAGUCAAGGAAAGGAAAAGGUUGCGCCGUCGCAACAGACAGGAGAAGGAAAAGGCUAAACAGGAUAAAAUUCGAAUUGGCUUAUUGCCUCCUCCCCCCCCUAAGGUUAAACUUUCAAAUCUUAUGAGAGUUUUGGGUUCUUCAUCAGUAACGGAUCCAUCAAAAGUGGAGUUUGAAGUUAGAGCCAAUAUGGAGCAAAGGCUCAAAUCCCAUAGUAUGAGGAAUGAAGCUAGAAAGCUGAAACCUGAAGAUAGGUCAAGAAAACAUGCAAAUAAGUGGAAAAUAACAAUUGGUGAAGUGGUACAUGUAGCAUUUUUUUCAAUUUCAAGUCUUGAGAAUUCCAAAUUGUUGUUCAAGAUUGAUAUUAAUGCUCAGCAAUUUCAUCUAACUGGCGUUUGUAUCAUUUGCCCUUACAUACCAGCGAUGAUAGUGGUAGAAGGUGGCGCUAUCGCAGUGAAGAGAUAUCGUAAAUUGUUACUUAACCGAAUGUCAUGGGAAGGAGAAUCAUGCAAACUGUUAUGGCAAGGCCAGGCAACCCAUCGCAACUUUGGCAAUUGGAAAGUUUCAAUAUUGCACAGUGAAGCUGAGGCCCGUGAUAUGCUGGGCGAGUGUGCCUAUUACUAUGAUAUGCUAAAGGAUCAUCAUAAAUCCGGCUCUUGCCACCAUCCAUCCAGUAUCACUUCCAUGCCCUCGGAAAAUUAG
This is a messenger RNA of Babesia microti strain RI, 1587 nucleotides long. RefSeq names its product U4/U6 small nuclear ribonucleoprotein PRP3. The transcript has 8 exons. Gene Ontology annotation, biological process: mRNA splicing, via spliceosome. NCBI's taxonomy places the organism in Eukaryota, Apicomplexa, Aconoidasida, Piroplasmida, Babesiidae. The record is from RefSeq and is a predicted model, not a curated record. Bases 1 to 1587 code for a protein of 528 amino acids. Gene Ontology annotation, cellular component: U4/U6 x U5 tri-snRNP complex.